This is a messenger RNA of Paramuricea clavata, 488 nucleotides long. The record is from the annotation of a GenBank genome assembly. NCBI's taxonomy places the organism in Eukaryota, Metazoa, Cnidaria, Anthozoa, Malacalcyonacea, Plexauridae.
AUGGUCGCCGAUGUCGUACAUCCGAUCAUUGGCCGUGAUUUUUUUGACGGUCCCGGCCGAAACAUUGUCCUGGAUCCGCUUAAUCGAAGCUACAGCGCUCGCUCCAUCACAGCUUCUUUAACGCCAGGAACAGACUCGUCUUUCCAAUGUGCGAAAACGACAGUGCCUCUGAAUCCUGGAGCGGAACCGUUCUUUCCAAGCGAACCAACGGAGGACAACUGCACCCGUGAAGCGAAGCAACUGGUAACGGAAUAUAUUAAUUAUUUCCAAGACGUACCUUGCAGUUCGCCGGCAUUAUUUUCACCGAUUCGUAUCGACACAGGGAACAACGCUCCGGUAUUUUCUAAGGCCAGACCCCUUUUUGGCGAGAAAGCAGAAGCGGUAAAAGACAUCCUGAAAAGUUUAGUCGAAAAACAAAUUAUCGAACCAGUAAACGAUUGUGUCGAAUGGGCCUCACCUAUACACGUAGUACCGAAAGACGGCAACAG